Molecule: messenger RNA, 1207 nt
Organism: Pygocentrus nattereri (red-bellied piranha)
Lineage: Eukaryota; Metazoa; Chordata; Actinopteri; Characiformes; Serrasalmidae
Exons: 5
Coding region: 485-1192 (235 amino acids)
Source: RefSeq, a predicted model, not a curated record
UACUCAAAUCCCCGCCGAGCCUUCGCCGCUGGGACGCGGUCGGCCUCCAAUGCAGCCCUUGAACAGGACACACGUGACCGCCACCCCGGAAAGACAGGAAGACCAGAAGACUGAUCUUGUUUUGGGAAUCCUGUGUGUCAUUUCGGGAAUCCUGUGUGUCGUUUUGGGAAUCCUGUGUGUUAUUUCGGGAAUCCUGUGUGUCGGUUCGGGAAUCCUGUGUGUGUGAGGACCUCAUGGACACACAGUCAGUCAUGAAGUCCAGUGUCCUGAUCUCUGGAUCCUGAUCCUGAUCAUUAUCUCUGUGUUCAGUACUGGGUCUGAAUCAGUGAACGGUCCAGUGAAGGUGAAGCUUCAUGACUCUGCUACUCUGUCCUGCUCUGAGAGAUGCUCUGGUUUAGCGAGAUGGACUGUGUUCCACAAACGCAGUGACACUCUGGCUGAGUGUGAUCAGACUUCAUGUAGAUCAGUGAAGGAGGGAUAUCAGAUGAUCCAUGAUCAGUACCUGAAGGGGAAUCUCUCUCUCAUCAUCACUGACGCUGAUUUCAGUAAGAGAGGCUGGUACACGUGUGACUUUGCCAGCAAGGACAUCUGUGAUGUUCAUCUACAGAUUGAGCCCUUGAACACUACAGUUGAGAUGAUGGCCAGUAAAUCUCUGAUCCUAAGGGUGGACAUAUCAAAUGCAGUGGACGUGAUUUAUAACAGCACAGGUACACCUGGACCAUCCAGUGGUCAGAUCUGUACAGUGGAUGGACCCUCACUACAGUGUAAACCUGAAUACACACAGAGAUCAUCACUCACAUCUGGUGUUGAGCUGAGAAGAAUGACUCCAUCUGACAGUGGAGUUUAUACUGUAAUGGACAGCAGGAAUAAAGAGGUCAUUCACACCUACACAGUGACCGUCCAAGAUGUACAGCAGAGCUCCAUAUGGAAGGAUGGAUAUCAGAAAGGAAACAGUGAUGGGUAUCAGAAGGGAAGUGAAGAUGGAUAUCGUAACGGAUUGGGAAUCGGAGCAGGCGUUUUUGGGAUCAUAGCUCUGGCUCUUGGUGUAAUUUUCGGAAUGUUUGCUGUGCCGCGGGUGCGUCUUCUGAGGUUGAGAAGAGAAGAUCCCUCAGAAAGAAUAGGAGACGAUCCCGCAGGUGAGCGACAAGCUGAAGAUGUGGACAGUGGUGUUGCCCUGGCCAGAGCUUGCUAGACAGAAUUCUGAAGA